This is a messenger RNA of Talaromyces atroroseus, 885 nucleotides long. RefSeq lists its product as hypothetical. The record is from RefSeq and is a predicted model, not a curated record. The coding region runs from base 1 to 885 and encodes 294 amino acids. The transcript has a single exon. NCBI's taxonomy places the organism in Eukaryota, Fungi, Ascomycota, Eurotiomycetes, Eurotiales, Trichocomaceae.
AUGGCCACAGCUACAGUUCAAGACGACAUCACAGUCAUCCACCUCACUCCCCAAGAACUCAACACCAAACAACUAGGCUCCCACAACCUGCAAGCCGCAGUCGAAGCGCUGCAUCGCGAUGGCAUCGUCGUCCUCAACAACGCCGUCAACGCGGCACACCUCGACAAACUCAACAAGCGCAUGGUCCCCGAAGCCCAAGCCCUGUACGCCCGCGAGACCACGCACCGCAACUUCGGUUCGUCGACGGGCAAUAUCCAGCAAGAACCCGUGCUAGAACAAGGAUACAUCUUCCCCGACAUCAUCGCCAACCCCUUCGCUGCGCAAGCCGUAGAAUGCAUGCUAGGCCCCAACCCAGCCCUGCGAUUCUACAGCGCGAACACCGCUUUCAAAGCCACGGGCCGCCAACCGCCGCAUAUUGAUGUCGAGUUUGAUUUCCCGCGCGGCGUCCCCUUUGGCUACUGUGUCAAUAUCAAUUUGGUUGAUACAUCGCCGCAGAAUGGCGCUACUGAGGUCUGGCCGGGCUCGCAUCUUGCUACGACUGUCGAGCAUGUGUCAGACACCGAACCGGGAAUUAAAAGAGAGCUCGUGGAGGCACGGAGGAAGAUUCGUCCCCCCGUUCAGCCGACCUUGCCCAAGGGUUCUCUGGUGAUCAGAGACAUGCGUCUGUGGCAUGCUGGGCGGCCCAACCAGACCGAUGAGCCGAGAGUCAUGCUGGUGACUGUCCUGUUUCCGAAGUGGUACAGGAGUAACCUGGAGGUUGUGCUGCCGGAGACUGUGAAGGGGACGAUCGAUUGGGCUUCGGUUGAUCCAAAGGUGAAAUGGGUGUCUGAUGAUUAUGAUUACCUACAGGGUGCGCACGAUCAUGACUUUGCUUUAUUGCCUUGA